UUUCAUAUUAAAAAUUUUAUUAGCAUAAUAUCAAUUAUUGAUGCCGCAUUUUGGCUGUUGAUUACAAAUAAUAAUAAAUUAACAUAUCUGAAUGUAAUUUUACUAUAUUUAUCUUUCAGCAUAUUAGUAUACAGGACCAACAUAAAAUAAAAACAAUCCAUAAUAUUAAAUUUGCUUUUUAGAAGCAAAUAAUAAUUUUAAUAAUAAAAGGUUCUGUGAACACCGCCAAAAUUAUUUACUAUUCCAAAUACGAAAAUAUUUCUCCAAUGGCCAAGCCAGUGCUGUAUUCAUACUGGCGGAGCUCAUGUUCCUGGCGUGUUAGAAUUGCUUUAAAUUUAAAAGAAAUACCAUAUGAUAUAAAAGCAGUCAGCCUCAUCAAGGGUGGAGGGGAGCAGCACUGCAAUGAAUAUAGAGAAGUCAAUCCUAUGGAACAGGUCCCAUCACUGGUUAUAGAUGGGCAUACCUUAAUAGAAUCACUAAGUAUAAUGCAUUAUUUAGAAGAGACAAGACCUCAAAGGCCAUUGAUGCCUCAAGACUGCUAUAAACGGGCAAAAGUUAGAGAGAUUUGUGAGGUAAUAUCAUCAGGUAUACAGCCGUUACAGAACCUAAUCGUUCUUAUCCACGUGGGAGAAGAGAAGAAGAAAGAGUGGGCACAGCACUGGAUCACGCGUGGUUUCCGAGCCGUGGAGAAGAUACUCGCGUCCAUAGCGGGGAAGUACUGUGUAGGGGACGAGAUAUCGCUCGCUGACUGCUGUCUUGUACCGCAGGUGUUUAAUGCUAGAAGAUUCCACGUGGAUUUGCGUCCGUUCCCAAUAAUCCUGCGCAUAGACCGAGAGCUCGAGAACCACCCUGCAUUCCGCGCCGCGCACCCGUCCGCACAACCGGACUGCCCGCCUGAAGCCGCUAAAUAAUAUAUAGUGUAUGGGGUUGGGGGUGCGGGUGGGAUCAGUGGGAUGGCUGGGAUGAGUGGGAUAACAAGUUUGGGUGGGAUUGGUAUCAGCUGACAUCGUGUCAUUUGCGGUUUUGUUUUAUGUAGCUACGUAUUGCUUAUGCAGUGGGAUUUGUGAGAAGAGUGGAAGCCACUUAAUUAAUAUAUCAGAGUUAUUUGUGUUGUAUGCAUUGACGUUGGUGGGACAGGUAAUUAAAUAAAAAAGCUAUAAUGAUUAGGAUUUGUGCGUAGGUACUGAUAAAGUAUUUUUUGGGUUUCUUAUAUCAAUAAUACGUUAUGGUUGAUGGGAUAUGUAUUUUCAGUUAGGUGGGAUUGGUAAUACAGGAAUGUUUGUUUAUAGCGCAGUUGCGUUUUGGUGGUUUGGUGGUGAUGAGUGGGAUGUAUGGGAUUGCUACCAGCUAACAAUAAACUGAUCGUGCUUGACGCGCUCAUAGACGUUAAUAAAUUAAAAAAUGCCACCAAUGAUAAUCCGUGAGAUUGUUAGCGGUGGUGUUUAUAAUAAUUCGUGCACGGUAACUUUGCAAUAUUAUUAGAAGCCCACAAAUAAAUUAAUUUAUAAAGCCUUUUUGGACCAAAUCAUUUGAUUAUAGAUUUUGGAAUAGAUGUAAUAUUAUCUAUUAUCAAAAACGCUAUAGAUAAAUUGUAAUGUAAAACGUCGCCGCUAGCAGAAAAUCAUAGAGAUAUUAUGGAUAAAGAAAUAGAUACCAUUCUUUAUUUAGAAAAAGAGGGAAGAUUGUCGGCUAUUUGUCUCUUUACUCGCCAAAAGGACACAGGAAAAUCGGUGUAAAUCACAUGAUCACAUUUGGUAGAGUCUGGCCAGCCAGAGCUGAACCCAGUAAAGGGCGGCAAAUUUAAAAUAUAGACCUGCUGACCUGGUAACUUUUGAUAUUCAUAAAGGUGAUCAUAGUAUAUAGGUACAUUAGGUACACAACACAGCAGGAUUUAAACAUGAAUAAAGUAAAUGAUUUGAACCGUUUUCAACAAAACUGACAACUAACUACGCAGAAACGCCAUGAUGACAUUCCAUAAUGUGGCCGCUACAAAAAACACUGGGUUCAGCUUUGGCUGGCCAGUCUCUAGUUAUAUUCAAUGUUAGAAUUGUAUCUUUACAAAAUACCUACUGGCUUAUGUGAGAUGCUAUUUUAUAAUAAAUUUCUUGCUCCUUUGUAUUUUUUAAAGUACUUAAGAACUUUGAGUUACACAUAGUAAAAAAAUAUAACGUAAAAUAAUAUCAUAAAUAGCGACCAAUUACAUAAUCGUGUUAUAUUAUGAUGUGUUAUGUAAAACUACUCUUUGUUCGAAAAAUAUAUAGAU
Molecule: messenger RNA, 2263 nt
Organism: Colias croceus (clouded yellow)
Lineage: Eukaryota; Metazoa; Arthropoda; Insecta; Lepidoptera; Pieridae
Gene: GSTz1
Product: probable maleylacetoacetate isomerase 2
Exons: 5
Coding region: 267-911 (214 amino acids)
Biological process (GO): L-phenylalanine catabolic process; glutathione metabolic process
Cellular component (GO): mitochondrion; cytoplasm
Molecular function (GO): maleylacetoacetate isomerase activity; glutathione transferase activity
Source: RefSeq, a predicted model, not a curated record